Cetraspora pellucida is the source of this 169-nucleotide messenger RNA. NCBI's taxonomy places the organism in Eukaryota, Fungi, Glomeromycota, Glomeromycetes, Diversisporales, Gigasporaceae. The record is from the annotation of a GenBank genome assembly.
AUGUCUCCACAAAGUAGUCAGUCUAUGCAAUAUAAAGCUAUUAAAAGCAUCUUUAAAAAACUUGAAAAUUUUUUAAAUAUUUCUCAAAGAAAUAUUGUAGCAAAAUUUAGUAUUUACGAAGCAACUCUAAAAUGUGCUAUUAAAAAUAAUAGUUCUUUAAAUUACCCAG